Messenger RNA from Setaria italica (foxtail millet), 1314 nucleotides. RefSeq names its product protein TIFY 10c. Lineage: Eukaryota; Viridiplantae; Streptophyta; Magnoliopsida; Poales; Poaceae. The coding region runs from base 142 to 813 and encodes 223 amino acids. The record is from RefSeq and is a predicted model, not a curated record. The transcript is spliced from 5 exons. Gene Ontology annotation, cellular component: nucleus. Gene Ontology annotation, biological process: response to wounding; regulation of jasmonic acid mediated signaling pathway; regulation of defense response.
GCCAUUAGCUCCGCGAGGGGAUGGAGGAAAGGGUACGCGAGACCUUGUCGGAGGCCGCCCGCAGUGAGGUGAAUAGGCGGAGGAAGGGAGGACGAAGCUUGGACGACGUCGGCGGGUUGUUGUUUCUGGUGAGCUGAGAGGAUGGGAGCGGAAAAGCAGGAGGAGCAGGGCGCCGACACCGGCAUGGCCGGACGUGCGACGCCGGCGAGGGAGAAGUCCAGCUUCGCUGUCACGUGCAGCCUGCUGAGCCAGUACCUCAAGGACAAGAAGGGCGGGCUGCAGGGCCUUGGCGGCCUCGGCAUGGCGCCGCCGCCGCCGGACGCAGCUGGAGCGUUCCGGCCGCCGACCACCAUGAACUUGCUGUCGGCGCUCGACGCGCCGGCGGCCGAGGAGCCAAACGACGCGGCGAAGGCCACGACGGAGGAGGCGAAAGAGCAUGAUCAACAGACCGGCGAAAACCCAAGGGAGGAGGAGGCGCAACAGCUGACAAUCUUCUACGGGGGAAAAGUGGUCGUCUUUGACAAGUUCCCCUCUACCAAGGUCAAGGACUUGCUGCAGAUCGUGAACGCCGGCGGCGACAGGGCCGGCGACACCGCUGCACCACAGCCUUCACAGAACAGUCUCUCUGACAUGCCGAUUGCGAGGAGGAAUUCACUCCAUAGGUUCCUUGAGAAGAGAAAGGGCAGGAUAACUGCAAAGGCGCCAUACCAAGUCAACAGCCCUGUUGGUGUCGAUGCGUCCAAGCAAGCGACUGGAGAGAAGAAAUCUUGGCUGGGGCUGGGCCAAGAAGUGGCAGUGAAGCAGGAGAUCUGAGCUUGGCUGGACGUCAAUCAGUAGAGAUCUCAGAUUCACGGAUGGUGCUCGUCGUAGCUUCGAUCAGGUUAAGGGAAAAGAAUAAUUUACCGUCGGUUACUGCUAGUGAAGUGAAGUUAGGAAUAUUGUUCAGCUGGUGGUGAUCCUACUUGCCCGCCGGCUUACAUGCAUAGAGCCAUAGGCCCCCUCGUUCGUUUGCAAGAUUAUUGUUUGCUGCUGGAGCUGAUAUGCUCACAGCAGUUUCGCUGUUUCGGUCUGUGACUGUGACCGUGACCGUGUUAUGUUGCAACGGAUGGUUGCCUAGCUCGUUAUAUGUUACGGAACGUUCGGCAGUGCACGUUCCUUCCCAUUUCUCGACAUUCCGUUUGUGCUCUCAUGUAGUAGUAGUAUGUUUGCGCUGGAUCCUCCGUCGUGGAGGAGACUUGUAUGCUCAGUGGAAGAUAUUUGGACCAUUUAAUUUUAUGAAUGAACAUGUAUGAGUGUAAUGUACUGUGGUAUUCC